AUGAGUGAUAGCAGUGAAUCUGUAACAGAUGUUGGUUCGCGUAAGGACGACAACGUGACAACGCGACGAACUCGACGAGUGCGCGUUUCCACUGAGCGUGAAAAUAAAGGAAUGCAGAUUAUAAAAAUUAAAGUUCCCCCGUUCUCACCCGAGGAUCCGGAAUUAUGGUUUGCACUUCUAGAAGGUCAGUUUCUAAGCCACUUUAUUACUGAUGACGUCACAAAAUUUUAUAAUGUGACAAAUAAUUUAGACGUUCAGUUUGCAAAACAUGUGAAGGAUGUAAUUAUUAACCCUCCACCUAACAAUAAGUACGACAAGAUUAAGACAGAGCUUAUUAAGCGCUUAUCCGCUUCGCACGAGAAAAAGGUUAAGCAAUUGUUGACGCACGAGGAGCUCGGUGAUAGAAAACCUUCACAAUUUCUGCGACAUUUGCAAGACUUGGCUGGCCCUUCUGUACCUGAUGACUUUCUCAAAUCCAUGUGGUCCAACCGACUCCCGCACAAUAUCCAAACAGUACUGGCGUCACAACAAACCCAAUCUCUGGAGCAGCUGGCAGACCUGGCAGACCGUAUCCAUGAGCUCACGUCACCAUGUAAGGUCGCCGCUGCUUCCUCAACCAGGGCAUAUACAUCGAACCAGUCAGAUGAGAUUGCGGAGUUAAAGAAGAUGGUUCAGCACCUGACUCUUAAGCUGGAAGAGCACACUAAGAUUUCUUGCUAUUCUAUGGACCGCUCGAGACCACGUGACCGUCGCCGCUCAUCAUCGCGACACCGGAACCGGUCAGAAUCCAGUUAUCGCAAGUUCCCUGUAUGCUGGUACCAUAGCAAGUUCGGAGCACAGGCGCAUAAGUGCCUGAAACCAUGCGACUACAACAAGGCGGGAAACGCCGCUGGCAGUCGGUAG
Molecule: messenger RNA, 903 nt
Organism: Leptidea sinapis
Lineage: Eukaryota; Metazoa; Arthropoda; Insecta; Lepidoptera; Pieridae
Exons: 1
Coding region: 1-903 (300 amino acids)
Source: RefSeq, a predicted model, not a curated record